This is a messenger RNA of Helianthus annuus (common sunflower), 732 nucleotides long. RefSeq names its product cytochrome b5. The transcript is spliced from 3 exons. Gene Ontology annotation, cellular component: intracellular membrane-bounded organelle; membrane. The record is from RefSeq and is a predicted model, not a curated record. Gene Ontology annotation, molecular function: heme binding. Bases 162 to 557 code for a protein of 131 amino acids. Lineage: Eukaryota; Viridiplantae; Streptophyta; Magnoliopsida; Asterales; Asteraceae.
ACCAACCCCACACACAGAAUUAUAAGUCCACUGGCGUCCCUCUCCUCACCAACCCCUCAAAUUUAUACACCUAAAUCUUCCACAACCCACCACCAAUUAAUUCUAUAAGGGGUUGGUUGUUCACAGAUCUCAAUUUGUGCUGCUCAGAUCAGAUCUACUCAAUGGGUAAAGUCUAUAACUUGAAGGAGGUUGCUGAGCACAACACUCCCAAAGAUUGCUGGCUCAUCGUCCACGGCAAGGUCUAUGAUGUGACAAAGUUUUUGGAGGAUCAUCCUGGAGGCGAUGACGUUUUGUUGUCUGCUACAGGAAAAGACGCAACUGAUGAUUUUGAAGAUGUAGGGCAUAGCUCAACUGCUAAAGCCAUGAUGGAUGAAUUUUAUGUUGGCGAUAUAGAUACAGCAACAAUCCCCUCAAAGGUUGAGUACAAGCCUCCAAACCAGGCUCACUACAACCAAGACAAAACGCCCGAGUUCAUCAUCAAGAUUCUGCAAUUCUUGGUUCCAUUAGUGAUCUUGGGUGCUGCGGUUGGGAUCCGAUUCUAUACAAAAGCACAGUAAGAUCAUCAUGAUAUAAUGAUCUGGGUAUUUCAAAUUUGUGGCUUUUAGUUGUGUUGUUUAAGAAUCUGAGUUGUUCUUGUUUCUUAAAUCUUGAAACUGUUUUUGAGUACAUGAUGAAAUGAUUGUUGAUUAUGGUGACUUUAAGUUGGUAAUACAAGUACUUCUUUUAAAUAUC